GAGCACUCAUGUUGGACCGACAAGGGACGUGGGGCUCAGGCUGGAAAGUCCCGGAGGCGUUGGAGACCCUUUCAUUUGGAGGGAGGUGGAGAGUGGGAGAUCCUGCUCUUCUCCCCCAUCUGUGCCCCUCCAUCGGUUUAUAUAAGAGUGUGUGUAUUUGUUUGUUAUGGAAGUCUUCGCUAGUCAGGGGAGGCUGGGAAUCAACUGGCCGUGGAAAGUCCCCCUGAGUCCAUAGAACUGUAAUUUCCCUCCCUUCCUAGUUAAAGAUUGUGCAAUGUGCGUGUGUGUAGUUAGGGAAAUGGGGAUGGGUAAGGAAAUCAGGCUGUGUGCGUGUGUCUGGUUAACCAGGCGAAGGCUGGUCUGUCAGGUUUUUGUCUUGGGGGUGGAAAACAGAAGUAUCGGCGUCUCACUCUCCCGUCUCUUCCCACCCGAAUAUUCGUGGAAUACACAUUAUAUAGGAAAAGGAGGGCAUCUAAAGGACUUCCUAGCAAACCACACGAGGGAAUUUGUGAAAAUGUCAGAAAAUCUCCCUUCCGUCCUCAACCCCAGCCCUCAUUGGUGCUGGCUUGGCUUGGCUUGGCUUGGCUUUGUUGAUGAAUCCUGCAAAGGGAAGGGUGGUGUAAGUGGGAUAUGCGAGGCCAUCGUCGCUGCCGGGAAGUGAAGCAGCUUUAAUCCGUUCCCUGUCAAUUGGGAUGACUCCACUUGCCUCCUAGCCCUCCCUCGUAAGCCUUUACUUUCAGUUUCUUGUCUGUCUAUUGCCUCCUUUUCCGGAUGAGGCUUGCAUAUGCAAAUCCUUGCCAAACGUCGGUUAGACGGUUUCUAUUAUCACGGCGCGUUCUUUCGUGGCUGUGAAAGGCAGAACUCCUCCAUCUUUUUCCCCGAAUUAACAAAUAAAAAUUAAAAAGCGAAACAAACAAAAUCCCUCUUGUACCGCAUGGCUUACAAAUAUUUUCCACGUCUACCAAGAACGGAUGUGGAUCACUGGCCUCUGCACGUGAUUGUCUUUGAAGGGAGGAGGGCUGUAAAUGUGCCCUGACAUGUUCCCUUUUCUGUCGGAUAUAGGGUCUGAAUUAGCCCAGUUUGAGUUGGCGAUCCUUGCUUAGUGGUUGCAUUUUUACCUUUGGGAUGCUGGAAUCUGAAUGGAGAUUCUCGCUUCGUCUAACUGACUUAGUAACUAAAAGGAAUCGCCAGUAGAUAGCUUCUGGAAGGGGACGGACUUCUGAUCCCAGUAUUGAAGAAAUUUAAUUUUUGGAACUACUCUACCUAGUUCAUUUCUCUUAACAUUCAGCAUUGCCAUCAUUUGGAAUAUUUACAUACUUUGCCAUCAGCCUUGUAAUCCUUCCAGGGAAUGCACAAUGACAUCAGCAGUAGUUGACAGUGGAGGUUCAAGUUUGGAGUUUGACAGCAAUGGAGUACAAAUUCAAGGCAAGGAGAAUGAACCAGUCUCUGAAUAUCCAGCAGUGAUUGUAGAGCCUGUACCAAGUGCCAGAAUAGAACAAGGAUAUGCUGCACAGAUCUUUGUUUAUGAUGAUGAAACUUACCUGCUACAAGAUGUUGCAGAAGAACAAGAAGUGGAGACUGAAACAAUAAAAACAGUGGAAGCAUCUGUUCAUGGCAGCAAUGUGCACUGUUCAGAUAAGACAAUUGAGGCAGCAGAGGCCUUGCUUCAUAUGGAAUCACCAACUUGUUUAAGAGAUGCUCGAACACCUGUGGAGGUUUUUGUCCCACCUUGUGUGUCAACUCCAGAAUUCAUACAUGCUGCCAUGAGGCCAGAUGUGAUUACAGAAACUGUAGUGGAGGUAUCAACUGAGGAGUCUGAACCAAUGGACACAUCUCCUGUACCAACUUCUCCAGAAAUUCAUGAGCCAAUGAAAAAAAAGAAAGCUGGUCGUAAGCCAAAAACCCAAGUGCCAUCAACUAUUACCAGUGCAUCUCCAGACUUGGGUAUAAAAAAGAAGCCAAGAGAAGGCAAAGGAAAUACAACUUAUUUGUGGGAAUUCCUUCUGGAUCUGCUUCAGGACAAAAAUACUUGUCCUCGAUAUAUCAAGUGGACUCAACGGGAAAAGGGCAUUUUUAAACUUGUAGACUCAAAAGCGGUUUCCAAACUGUGGGGGAAACAUAAGAACAAGCCUGACAUGAACUAUGAAACAAUGGGAAGAGCUCUGAGAUACUAUUACCAAAGAGGAAUUCUGGCAAAAGUGGAAGGACAAAGGCUUGUAUAUCAGUUUAAGGAAAUGCCCAAAAAUAUUGUGGUUAUUGAUGACAAAAGUGAAUGUGGCACUGAAGAGUUAUCAAUCCCCACAGAUGAGAAAUCAUUAGAACGAGUUUCGUUGUCAGCAGAAAACCUCUUGAAAGCAGCAACCUCUGCUCGUUCUGGAAAAAGUGCUUCUCAGUUGACUUGUGCAAGAGCAGAAAAGCCUGUUACCAGAAUGGUUAAUAUCUCCUCACCUGGUCAUGAAAUGUCAUCUUGUUCUCCCACCACUACUACUGUUCCAGCAACAACUGCUCCAAGAACUGUUCGUGUGGCCAUGCAAGUGCCUGUCGUAAUGACAUCCCUGGGACAGAAAAUAUCGACUGUUGCAGUGCAGUCAGUAAAUGCAGGGUCACCAUUGAUCACCAGUACAAGCCCAACAACAGCAGCAACCCCAAAGGUAGUUAUCCAGACAAUCCCUACAGUAAUGCCAGCAUCUGCUGAAAAUGGAGAGAAAAUCACAAUGCAGCCUACCAAAAUAAUUACCAUCCCUGCUACGCAACUUGCACAGUGCCAGUUGCAAACAAAAACUGGCUUGCCUGGGACAGGAAGUAUUAACAUAGUUGGAACCCCACUGGCUGUGAGAGCACUCACUCCAGUGUCUAUAGCCCAUGGGACCCCAGUGAUGAGACUGUCCAUGCCUGCUCAGCAGGCAGGUAGCCAUACUCCUCCAAGAGUUAUUAGUGCAGUUAUAAAAGGUCCAGAGGUCAAAUCUGAAGCAGUAGCUAUAAAGCAGGAACGAGAGGUUAAGACACUGCAACUUGUGCAAGAAGAAAAGCCAGCAGAUGGAACCAAGACGGUUACCCACGUAGUGGUCGUCAGUACACCUUCAGCCAUUGCCCUCCCUGUAACAGUGAAAACGGAGGGAAUUGUAACAUGUGACAAAUGAAGAAAAAGCACCUAUGAACAUUAAUUGCAUAGACCAUUGUGGAAAUAAGCAAACUGACAUAUUAGGGAGGCAGGGAAAUGGAUACAAUCAAGAAGUAAAAAACUGAGUUUUUUUUUAAAAAAAAUGUUAAUAGUUAUGCAUAUGUUUGAAAUUUACUGGAAGAGAAGUAAUGUCCCAUGUUUCAGUGGGAAUUGAACCACAUCCACACACUGACAAAAUUGACUCUUGCAAGCUGGGAAGCUACUAAACUGAUGAAGAAGGACAAUUACUGGGACUAAUGAGGGUUCAAGAGGUUCACUGCAUUACUGAGUUACACUAAGACAUGGAACACUAAGCUGAUUCUGUGAGGGGUUCUUGGUUUAUGUGUAUUGCGGGGGUAUAGGAAGAGUCUCACUGUUACAGAAGACAAAUUUGAUGCAUUUUAAUAUGCAUACCAGCAAUUACUACUGUGUACUCACAGUAUUCUACUGGUGCUAUGUGAAAAAUCUCUGCUACUACGUAUUCUAGAAUGUGAAUUAAAGGAGUGAAUUAAAGAGCUUCUGAAAGAAGAUGAGGGAUUUCUGUAUCAUACAGCUUAAGCAGAUUUUAAAAUGAAAGCCUUAGACUGAUUUUCAGUUAUCUUUCUUGAAAUAAGCUAAUGGCUUGUUUGUGUAAAGCAUUUUUUAUUAAAACAAUUUUUUAAAAAUCUUAUACCUAGCACAGUAUUGUUAUAGAAUUACUUGUAACAUAUUUUGUAUGGUAGUCAAGUCUGUCAGUUUCUUAAUUGUGGGCAAAAUGGCCAUAGGGUUGUUUCAGCCUUUUGCAACACCAAGUUUGGGUCACCCACUUAGCCUCAACAUCUGUGCAUACAUUUCAAUUUCAACUUCUGCUCUGUCACUUGAAAGGUCACACUUGGCAUGAACUCUUGUCAGGUAGCUAAAACCCUGUACAUUUUUUAGUUGAGGUUAGAGGGGAAGUACCAGUGUUCAGAAUGAACUAUAAUAGUUUGUAUAUUCAACAUUUAAAGUAUAUUCUAUUUUGUUGUACUCUUGUUUCAAAGUGUAUUCAAGUAGGUUUUACUGAAAUACAAAGAUGAAAUUUAA
This is a messenger RNA of Varanus komodoensis (Komodo dragon), 4222 nucleotides long. RefSeq names its product E74 like ETS transcription factor 2 (gene ELF2). The record is from RefSeq and is a predicted model, not a curated record. Gene Ontology annotation, biological process: cell differentiation; regulation of transcription by RNA polymerase II. NCBI's taxonomy places the organism in Eukaryota, Metazoa, Chordata, Lepidosauria, Squamata, Varanidae. The coding region runs from base 1356 to 3140 and encodes 594 amino acids. Gene Ontology annotation, cellular component: nucleus. Gene Ontology annotation, molecular function: DNA-binding transcription factor activity, RNA polymerase II-specific; sequence-specific DNA binding. The transcript is spliced from 9 exons.